GACGCGGGGACGCGCGGUCCGCCAUGGGCGCCGCGGCCAAAGCCCUGCAGGUGGCCGCGUUGCUGGGCGCGGGGGCCGCGGUGGGCUCUGCCCUCUUUGCUCUGGUGACCCCGGGAGAGCUGCGGAAGCAGACCAUGCUGAAGGAGAUGCCCGAGCAGGACGCGCGGCUGCAGGACGCGGCGAGCUGGAGGCAGCGGCUGGUGAUGGACGCGCUGCGCAAGGCCGCGGCCACGCCAGAGAACGUGGCCUACAAGGACCGCUGGGUGGCCGGCAGCCCCGGGAGGUCCGAGUGAGCCGGGCCGGCCCUCUGUCCGGCCUGGGGCGGCACGAAGGUCGGGGGUGAGGAACACGGAACUGAAGGAACCGUAAACGCUGUGUGCGGACAGACCCGGACCCGGACCCGGACCCGGACCCGGACGAACGCUCGGACACCCGGGCUGCCCCGCCUCGCCCCACGGGGGAAAAGCCGGGAGCCCCACGAGCGUGCAGACCACAUUCUCGAGACAACCAGGCCACGUGCCCUUCCACGUUCCCGCUUAGCUUUUCCUCUCAGGGCCAAUUCCACCGUUGGCGGCUCACCCCGACUUCCAGCUUUCUACUGGUUGAUUGGGUGUAAAGAUCUUGAGGACUUGGCUGCGCUGCCCAGCAUGGAACCCUGAUCUGACUCAGCCCUCGGGCUGAGCCACAGGUGCCCAGCUCAGGUGAUGUUCUUGAAGUCAGAACUAUUCAGCAGGGGCUGAGAAAAUGGCCUAGUGGCAAGAGUGCUUGACUCCCAUACUACAUGAAG
Molecule: messenger RNA, 787 nt
Organism: Perognathus longimembris pacificus (Pacific pocket mouse)
Lineage: Eukaryota; Metazoa; Chordata; Mammalia; Rodentia; Heteromyidae
Product: ubiquinol-cytochrome-c reductase complex assembly factor 3
Exons: 2
Coding region: 24-293 (89 amino acids)
Biological process (GO): mitochondrial respiratory chain complex III assembly; mitochondrial electron transport, ubiquinol to cytochrome c
Cellular component (GO): mitochondrial inner membrane
Source: RefSeq, a predicted model, not a curated record